This is a messenger RNA of Jaculus jaculus (lesser Egyptian jerboa), 329 nucleotides long. It is a transcript of the gene Ccl5, whose product is annotated as C-C motif chemokine ligand 5. Gene Ontology annotation, biological process: lymphocyte chemotaxis; neutrophil chemotaxis; chemokine-mediated signaling pathway. Gene Ontology annotation, cellular component: extracellular region. The transcript has 3 exons. Gene Ontology annotation, molecular function: chemokine activity; CCR chemokine receptor binding. NCBI's taxonomy places the organism in Eukaryota, Metazoa, Chordata, Mammalia, Rodentia, Dipodidae. Bases 45 to 320 code for a protein of 91 amino acids. The record is from RefSeq and is a predicted model, not a curated record.
CUGACGCUGCCUGUGCGCCUACCACAACCUCUGCUCCAGGUACCAUGAAGGCGCCCGCAGCUGGCCUCGCUGUCAUCCUCGCCGCUGCUGCCCUCUGCGCUCCUGCAUCUGCCUCCCCAUAUGCAUCGGACACCACUCCCUGCUGCUUUGCCUAUAUCUCCCGCGCAUUGCCCCGUGCCCACGUCAAGGAGUAUUUCUACACCAGCAGCAAGUGCUCCAACCUUGCCGUCGUCUUUGUCACCCGAAAGAACCGCCAGGUGUGUGCCAACCCCGAGAAGAAGUGGGUUCGGGAGUACAUCAAUGCUCUGGAGAUGAGCUAGGACAGAGGG